Molecule: messenger RNA, 684 nt
Organism: Lathyrus sativus (Indian pea)
Lineage: Eukaryota; Viridiplantae; Streptophyta; Magnoliopsida; Fabales; Fabaceae
Source: the annotation of a GenBank genome assembly
AUGUCAAACAUAAUUCUAAAAGACAAGUACAGAUCUAUUUUGCAUGAUGAAGAUGAUAACAUCCAGUGGAGACAUGGUGGCCCUCCCACUUAUGGUCUUGUCAACCAGCUUUUCGAACAAGGAAGAACCAAAGAAUGGCCAGAAGGAUCAUUGGAGGAAAUAGUGCAAAAUGGUAUUAAGUCAUGGGAGAUGGAACUCUCUCACAAGAUCCGGUUGCAGGACUUCAAGACCAUUGUGCCUGAAAAAUUUAAACUCUUUGUUAAUGGCAGAGAGGGACUAAGUGCAGAGGAAACUCUAAGUUUAGGAAGUUAUAAUGCAUUGUUGAAAAGUUCUCUGCCAGAAAAUUUGAGGCCAUAUAAUUCAAAUGAAGAGACUUUUGAAUCAUCUCAUGAAGUAUUCAAAUCAGCUUUUCCAAGAGGAUUUGCAUGGGAAGUGAUUAAAGUUUACACAGGACCACCUGAAAUUGCUUUCAAGUUUAGGCAUUGGGGAUUCUUUGAAGGUCCUUUCAAAGGACAUGCCCCUAAUGGGAAAAUAGUCCAAUUCUUUGGCUUGGGAACUCUCAAGGUGGAUGAUGCUUUGAAGGUUGAAGAGGUGGAAAUUUACUAUGAUCCAGCAGAGUUGCUUGGAGGCCUUCUAUCAAAUGGAGAUAGUACAAAAACUUCAGCUUGUCCUUUUUCCAAUUAA